AUGGCAUAUAGAAGCACAGUUCAUUCUACAACUAAGUGUACCCCUAAUAUUUUAAUGUUAGGAAGGGAAAUCAGAUGUCCUGUGGACAUCAUGUUUGGGAUGCCACCCGAAAGUGAUGAUUUCUGUCCCAUCGAGUAUGUCGAAUGGGUAAAGAAUUCACUUAGAGAUGCUUUUUAUCUCGUUUAUGAACAUUCUGGACAGGCAGCCAGACGACAAAAGUUAUACCAUGAUAAAGGUUUAAAAGCCAGAUCUUAUGAGACAAAUUCAUGGGUAUGGAGGUGGUACCCUCCAAAGAUCAAUCAAACUCUAGGUCUUGGCUGGACUGGACCUUAUUUGCUUUUAGAAAAACUAUCUGAACUUACUUACAAAAUACAAAAGGAAGAACAUGCAAAACCAAUAGUGGUACAUGUAGACCAUUUAAAACCUUACUUAGGUAAAAACCCACCUAAUAACUGGUUAUUAGAACAAUCUCAUUUGACUGACACACAAACAUCAACACAAAAUGAAACCAAUGAAAACACAUCUCAAAUACAAGAUACAAACUUUACACCAGUUAUAUUUAGUACACCGGUACCAGUAAGGACACGUACAGGGAGAAUAGUAAAACCUCGUAAUAUUUUCACACCUUAG
This is a messenger RNA of Mytilus trossulus (common blue mussel), 630 nucleotides long. RefSeq lists its product as uncharacterized. Lineage: Eukaryota; Metazoa; Mollusca; Bivalvia; Mytilida; Mytilidae. The transcript has a single exon. The coding region runs from base 1 to 630 and encodes 209 amino acids. The record is from RefSeq and is a predicted model, not a curated record.